UUGGGGUGAGUCUCUCACUCUUUUCUUCUUGACGGGUGAAAAACGACCACAACCAGGUCCUCUGCCAUUCACCACUGUUUUUACUUCACCUCUUUAUCCAUCUGAUCAAUGCUGAAUAACAGGCGUGGUGCCCGGAAAUUGCAACAGAGUGAGACGUCCGGUUUUUUUUCUUUUUACUACAUUGUAGCAAAUCUGUCGCUCCUUUCCGCUCUGCAUGUUUUCCUUCUGCAGCAAUGGACUCUAAACACUGGGUGAAGGUCUGCUAACCACAGGUCGAGACAUUGAUAGGCAGGAAUGAGAGUCCCCCCCGCCGGGCUCAUGAUGAGAGAGUGGUGGGUCCAUGUGGGUCUGAUCUGCAUCCCGCUGCUGGCCGUCUACCUGCACAUCCCUCCCCCUCAGCUGUCACCUUCCCUGCAGAAGUGGCACAAUGCCGGCGAGGCGUUUCACUUCAGAGGCAGGGAGAUCUUCUACAGAGAUUCCUAUGGCGCUUUGGGAAGCUCUGAUGUCAUCAUUCUGCUCCACGGCUUCCCCACUUCCAGCUUCGACUGGAACAAGAUCUGGGAGCCACUCACUCAGCGCUUCCAUCGAGUCAUUGCACUGGACUUCCUGGGUUUUGGCUUCAGUGACAAGCCACGACCCCACAGAUACUCCAUCUUCGAGCAGGCCAGUGUGGUGGAGGCCCUGGUGGCUCACUUGGGUCUGAGCAACCAGCGAGUGAAUCUGCUGUCCCAUGACUACGGAGACACUGUGGCCCUGGAGUUGCUCUACAGAAGUGACCAAAACCGCACAGGUCACCUGAUCAUCAACAGCCUGUGUCUCUCUAACGGAGGCUUAUUCCCGGAAACGCAUUACCCACGUUUGCUGCAGACGCUUCUGAAGGACUCUAGUAUUCUGGCUCCAGUUCUGACACGUCUCACCAACUAUAUGAUCUUCCAAAAAGGGAUUGGAGACGUGUUCGGUCCUUACACGCAGCCCACAGAUGCUGAGUUCUGGGACAUGUGGACCGGUUUACGCUACAACGAUGGCAACUUAGUGUUGGACAGUAUUCUGCAGUACAUCAACCAGAGAUUUAAACACAGAGAGCGGUGGGUGGGCGCCCUCACCUCCACCAUCGUCCCACUGCACAUGAUCUACGGACCCCUGGACCCUGUUAACCCUCAUCCUCAGUUCAUCCGUCUUUACCAACACCUGGUCAAGAGGUCGACGUUCACCAUUUUGGACGAACACAUCAGUCACUAUCCUCAGCUGGAAGAUCCCACCGGCUUCCUAAACGCAUAUUUCAAUUUUAUUCACUCUUUCUGAGAGGUUAGCAAAUGUAAUGCGUAACAAAUGUUUGGUACUUUUGCAGCGCUUAUUCAAAGUGAUAAAAGGUAACGUGUGAUACAAAACCCUUUCCUGUUGAUGAGUCAUGCUGUCACUAAUCUGCAGUUUAUGCAUUAGUUUGAGAUUUAAGCACCAGUGAUUGGCUAAUUUACCGGCAUCAAUUCCUAAAUUGUCAAUUAAUACCAUGGAAGACUUCCAAUGUGAGCUAGAAACAUGAUUAAUUGUACUUUUUGUACUAAUUUAUGGAUCCUCUUUCAGCAUGAUACUGAAAGUUAUGUUGGGUUGUGAUUAUUGAACAUAUCUGUGGGACAUCGUUUUGAUUCCCUCCAUUUUCUGUCCUGCACAGCUGCAUUCUGAUUGAAUUUUUUUCUGAAUGAUUUUCUACAUUUCCCCUUGAUGUCAAUUUUUCUUUAAAUAAAGCUAG
Molecule: messenger RNA, 1747 nt
Organism: Anoplopoma fimbria (sablefish)
Lineage: Eukaryota; Metazoa; Chordata; Actinopteri; Perciformes; Anoplopomatidae
Gene: mest
Product: mesoderm specific transcript
Exons: 12
Coding region: 295-1302 (335 amino acids)
Molecular function (GO): catalytic activity
Source: RefSeq, a predicted model, not a curated record